AUGCACGUCGAACAACAUCCUAUCGACCCAAAGCCCUCCCGGAAGGGCAAAGAAAGAGACCCGGCUCUGCCACAGCGCGAGCCCCAGCCUACCGAUCUCGACCAGAAACUAACUGCGCUGCGCAGACGCACUGCGGCCACAACCCGCCCCCGAGAUAGGUCUGAACGAGACCGAAUGCAGGUCGCUCAGCCUACCCAGCCUAAUCCCAUCAACAACCCUGUGCAGUUUGCAUCGACGUCCUCCAUCUCACGGAUAGACCGUUCCCCCAAGCUUUCUGUUCCAGCAAAACACUCGCCCUCGUCCCCUCACCGACACGCAUCGCCACAUCUUAUCGUCUCUCGUCCGACACAGGAUGCCGACCAUGAGGACUUCUCCCGAAGACUUAAAAUAUCAUCGCCUGCACCAAGACAUCAGUCAGCGCACAAGCAGAGCUCAUCAUCAAAGCUCUUCAACCCAGAUACCGACCCCAUCCCAAUGCGACGAACUGCCGAGCCAGAGGUCAUGUCAGAUGCGACCGGCAGUUCGAAUGCUAAUGUCUACGCCUCUCGCGCUACGCCAUCGGGCGGGCUCAACCAUCGGGAAGAAAGAGGUCACGCCAACCGUCAGCUAUUUGACCACAGAAAGGAUGACCCUGUUCGCUUCUCCGUGCUAGCGCGGCCUCAACAUGUCACCAACGGUCGUCCAUCCCCGACACCUAAAUCCUCAGGUGAUUACGUUUCUGCGUCAUCGACAUCAUCGUACGCUGCAUCGCUAUCGUCCUCUGCUUUCACGUUAUCAUCAACAACCGAUGGGUCCUCGGCGUCUUCAGCUCUAUUCGAAGGUAGACCUAACCAGGGUCAAGGGACGGAGGACUCCGGUCACAAUAGCCAAUUGUCGGCACAACUAAAGAAACUAUAUCGUUACCUUACAGCCCUCGAAACUAAAAUCAAACAAGAUGACUCGGAAGAGGUCGAUGAUGCAAUGACUUCAAGAGUCAUGCUCAAGGGUAAAGAAGCCGAGAGUGAAGAGGUGGAAAAGGAAAAGUGGAGAAAACGAAUUGAGAUCCACAAGCAGUAUGCCGAAACUGCGCAUUUGCUUCUUCAGAUAUCCUCUGCCCCAUCCGUUCCCGUUUCCCUCCGCAAUAUCCCAUCCAAAUACAACAUUAUCGUUCGUCUUUGGAACUAUGCUUUCCAUAAUAUCCUCGAAUCCCUUCGCCGCGCAUUCUUCACUUCAAAUUCAAUAUAUGCCGGUGAACAUCUUCAAGAAUACAUCUACUACGCAUAUACGUUUUAUUCGGGGCUUUUGAUUGAGUACAACCUUAGCCCAUACAAGUCUGGAUGGCUGGAAGCUCUAGGCGACGUCGCCAGGUAUCGCAUGCACCUAGCGGCCACAGGAAAUGGUGCCGUUGGCGGGCAGGGUGGUCUCACGACACAGGCUGUUUCUGAGGCUGCGACUUCCUCGAACAUAGUUACCAAGGGAAAGGGCAUUGAUAACGAGACCGGUAUUGCUACUCCAGGCUCGCCAGAAUCUGUCAGCGACGCGCCCCCUGCUCGGAUUGACGACAGUCCGUCUCCUAGCAUUGGACCUGCUGCGGCCCGCCUUAUUGAACUGGAGCCUGAGAGAGAGCGAUGGUGCAACAUUGCGCGUGAUUGGUAUGGUGCUGGAUUGGCUGAGCAACCCGGCACAGGAAAGUUCCAUCACCAUCUUGGAGUGUUGUCAAGGGACGCUGAAGGCGAGGACCUCCGCAGCGUUUAUCAUUUCGUUAAGAGUUUGACGACAUUACACACAUUCCCGACAGCGCGCGAGUCUAUCUUGCCCAUUUGGUCCCACGUAGCGCAAGCGCGUCGAUCCGCACCUGAUGCUCGCGCCUCUGAGCUCUUCGUUUUCUUGCAUGGCAUGCUAUUCACCAACAUCCAAUUGGAUGACUUCCAACCAACCCUAGCGCGCUUUAUUGAGCGUCUUGAAAUUGAAGGCGCCGAAGAGCGCGAGUGGAUUAUGAUGGCGGUCGUCAACAUCGCGUCUAUUCUCGAGUACGGCAAGCCCAACAGUGUCUUGCGCAAGAUCGGAUGUGUCGGCCCGAAGGAAGUCAACGGCCCGCAAGUCGUGGCAGCCAUGCGCGUUAUGGCGAAGAAGGCGGCUGGUGGCGCGCCGUCAGCGGUCGACGAGGAAAAAAUGGAUAUCGAUGAUGACAGAGGUGAUGAACCAAUGAAAUCCCCGACGAUUCUUAGUGCUGAGGACUCGCAAACUGCGGAAAACUCUUUACCUGAGCAACCACCUGCUUUGAAGUUCGCCAUGCAGAUCACUUUCGCAAUGCUGUCUCACGUUCUUCGUCGUCCUACACGCAAAUCAUCCCAAUUUUCACCUUCAAACUUGAAUCCUUACCUCACUGUCCUUCUCACCUUCCUUUCCACCAUUCUCAAGCAUAAGCCUACCCUUGACAUUCUAGAACGCAGCAUCCCAUGGGAGGAACUGGCCCUUUUCUUCUCCAGUAUUCCGCGAAAAAUCAUGAUUUCGCAAGGAUUGAUGAGUGCUCCAGGAAAGCCUGACCAUUAUCGGACCAUGGAACGUUGGGUGAUGCUUACCAGUGGAUGCACGCCGCCUUUGAAAGAAGAUUGGUGCUUACGUGGUAUGGAGUGGGUUGGACGCAAAGUAUACGAGCGCGGAUUCUGGAAGAGCGGCGAGGACACAAAGGCCGAACUCGAGGUGCUGGAUACAGCAGAGAGGCCGGAAGCCACCGAUGGUACCAUCGAGGAUGAUGAUGGCGAAGAUGACCGUAGCAAGAAUGGCUCGUCGUCGUCGCACAGUAAGAACAGCGAUAUCUUCAGGCGUUAUGUCAGAAUCGCACGCUCUGCCGUCAACAUCUCCAGCAUUGUUGAAGGUUUUAACUGGACGGAUGGCACCAGGGACUGGAAAGUGGAAGGCAAGCUCGCCGAGAAGGUCAAACUAUGGGAGGAAGAGGACAGAAUCGAGAGAGAGGAGGAGGAGCGAAGGAGGAUGGGUAAACGAUGGGUUGAUGAUGCCAUGGAUGUUGAUGAGGGUGAAAAUGACAGCUUGUCAGAAAGCGAGGAUGAUGAAGACGAUUCUCCGGAUGUCAAGGCACUGAAGGAUCGACGAAGAUAUUUGAAGAGCCUUCUUCAGUCCGCAAAGCGCGAUGGCUCGAUCUCCUCGUAUUCCAGUGGUCGUCCUCGGGCCGCGAGAAGCUCCAGAAAACCUGGAGAUUCUCGUGCCCUGCUCCCUGUCAUCCCCGGAUACACCAUCCUCGUGGUCGACACGAACAUUCUUUUGUCAUCGCUCUCUAUGUUCUCAUCACUCAUCGAGAGCAUGAAAUGGACAGUUAUCGUCCCUCUUCCCGUUAUCAUGGAACUCGACGGUCUUUCGACGAACCCUUCUCAACUUGGCGAAGCUGCCCAGGCAGCUAUGACUUACAUCCACGCCCAUAUCCGCUCGCACGCCGUUUCUUUGAAGGUUCAGACAUCCAAGGGCAACUACUUGACCAGCUUGACCGUGCGGACGGAAGAAGUAGACUUCCACGGAGACAAUGCCGAGAAAAGUAUGGACGACCUCAUCCUCAAGGCUGCCAUCUGGCAAGACGAUCACUGGGUCGAUCGAUCUUCCAUGCUCCAGUCUUGUCCCGUUCCAUCUGGCGACUUGCAAAAAGCCAUCAAAGUCGUUUUACUCAGCCUGGACAGAAAUCUACGUCUGAAAGCACGUUCAAGACAGUUGCCUGCUGCCAGCGAAAAGGAUCUUGCCGCUAUUCUUGCGAUGGCGACAUGA
Psilocybe cubensis is the source of this 3753-nucleotide messenger RNA. RefSeq lists its product as uncharacterized. The record is from RefSeq and is a predicted model, not a curated record. Gene Ontology annotation, molecular function: telomeric repeat DNA binding; protein binding; telomerase RNA binding. Gene Ontology annotation, cellular component: telomerase holoenzyme complex. Bases 1 to 3753 code for a protein of 1250 amino acids. Lineage: Eukaryota; Fungi; Basidiomycota; Agaricomycetes; Agaricales; Agrocybaceae. Gene Ontology annotation, biological process: nuclear-transcribed mRNA catabolic process, nonsense-mediated decay. The transcript has 6 exons.